Molecule: messenger RNA, 723 nt
Organism: Myotis myotis
Lineage: Eukaryota; Metazoa; Chordata; Mammalia; Chiroptera; Vespertilionidae
Product: keratin-associated protein 10-3-like
Exons: 3
Coding region: 31-723 (230 amino acids)
Cellular component (GO): keratin filament
Source: RefSeq, a predicted model, not a curated record
CACACCCUCCUCCAGCCCCACUGCCCCACCAUGGCCACUUCCACCCUGUCCGUCUGCUCCAGCAACCGGAGCUAUGGCAGCCGCGCCUGCCUGCCCGGGUCCUAUAACUCUUGCACGGACUCCUCCUGGCAGGUGGACGACUGUCCAGAGAGCUGCUGUGAGCCCUCCUGCUGCGCCCCCAGCUGCUGUGUCCCCAGCUGCUGCCAGUCGUCCUGCUGCACCUCCAGCUGCUGUGUCCCCAGCUGCUGCCAACUGUCCUUGACCUGUGGGUCCAGCCCCUGCCAGUCAACCUGCACCAGCUCCUGCACACCCUCAUGCUGCCAGCAGUCUAGCUGCCAGCCCUCCUGCUGCACCUCCUCCUCCUGCCAGCAGGCCUGCUGUGUGCCCGCCUGCUGCACACCUGCCUGCUGUGUGCCCGCCUGCUGCACACCCAUCUGCUGCAAGCCCCUGUGCUGUGUGCCCGUCUGCUCUGGGGCCUCCUCCUGCUGCCAGCCCACCCCCUGCACCUCCUCCUGCUGCAGACCCUCCUCCUGCAUGUCCCUCAUCUGCCGCCCCGUGUGCAGGCCUGCCUGCUGUGUGCCCACCUCCUCCUGCUGUGGCCCCGCCUCCUCCUGCCAGCCCAGCUGCUGCCGCCCAUCCUCCUGCAUGUCCCUGCUCUGCCCCCCCGUGUGCUCCCACCCGGCCUGCUGUGUCCUCACCUCAGCCCAGACUUCCUGCUGCUGA